Dromaius novaehollandiae (emu) is the source of this 4145-nucleotide messenger RNA. RefSeq names its product melanocortin 5 receptor (gene MC5R). Lineage: Eukaryota; Metazoa; Chordata; Aves; Casuariiformes; Dromaiidae. Gene Ontology annotation, molecular function: melanocortin receptor activity. The record is from RefSeq and is a predicted model, not a curated record. The transcript is spliced from 2 exons. Gene Ontology annotation, biological process: regulation of metabolic process; adenylate cyclase-activating G protein-coupled receptor signaling pathway. The coding region runs from base 366 to 1343 and encodes 325 amino acids. Gene Ontology annotation, cellular component: cytoplasm; plasma membrane.
UAGAGGGGCAAAGAAGGAGAGGAGGAGCCACAGUUUGAGUACUGAAGUCAUUAUGGCUCGGGGACUAUAAAAAGGCAGUUGCACAGUAAGUAAUUUAUACGUGAUCAGCCUUGACUCUAUGGAUUUGCUCAUUCCUUUUCCUCUAUAAUGUCCUCAGUCCCCACCAAGGAGUCCCCAGCCCCAGAUGUUGGAUGACGAGGGGGCAUGAAACUUCUGCUCUCUGGUGGAAAGGUUGCAGGCAAUGAAGAGGAAGAGCAACUGAAGGAGCAGCUCCGAUAAAUAGGUUCUUUUGCCUGUUGGAAAAUGCAUUUAUUGCACUCCUUGGCAAGUCCCUCAGAAAGAACAGAACGUAUUUGCUUCCAGAGAUGAAUACGUCCUCUCCACUGUACAUUUCUGAACUAAACCUGAGUGCCUUUGGCAGCAACUUUACUGUGCCUACUGUCAAGAGCAAGUCAUCACCAUGUGAGCAAGUGGUCAUUGCAGCUGAGGUGUUCUUAACUCUGGGGAUUGUAAGCCUCCUUGAAAAUAUCUUAGUUAUAUGCGCAAUAGUUAAGAACAAGAACUUGCAUUCGCCCAUGUAUUUCUUUGUUUGCAGUUUAGCAGUAGCUGACAUGCUGGUCAGUGUGUCUAAUGCUUGGGAGACCAUAACAAUAUACUUAAUAAACAAUAGGCACAUAAUCAUGGAAGAUGCCUUCAUCCAUCAUAUAGACAAUGUCUUUGAUUCAAUGAUCUGCAUCUCUGUGGUGGCUUCCAUGUGCAGCUUGCUGGCUAUAGCAGUAGACAGGUAUAUCACUAUCUUCUAUGCCCUGCGGUAUCACAACAUCAUGACAGUGAAAAGAUCGGGGUUUAUCAUUGCAUGCAUCUGGAUCUUUUGCACAGGCUGUGGCAUUGUCUUCAUUCUUUAUUAUGAAUCAGCUUAUGUUAUCAUUUGUCUCAUCACUAUGUUUUUUACCAUGUUGUUCCUCAUGGUCUCACUAUACAUCCAUAUGUUCCUUCUGGCUCGUACUCAUGUGAAGAAAAUAGCGGCUUUGCCUGGAUACAACUCUGUCCAUCAAAGAACCAGUAUGAAGGGAGCCAUCACUCUGACUAUGCUACUUGGCAUCUUCAUUGUUUGCUGGGCUCCAUUCUUCCUCCAUCUCAUCCUGGUGAUCUCCUGCCCUCAAAACCUCUACUGUGUUUGCUUUAUGUCUCACUUCAACAUGUACCUCAUUCUCAUUAUGUGCAAUUCAGUGGUUGAUCCCUUGAUCUAUGCCUUUCGUAGCCAGGAAAUGAGGAAGACCUUCAAGGAGAUAGUUUGUUGCUAUAGCCUGAGGAUGGUCUGUGGGUUGUCAAACAAGUAUUAGGAAAGCCAAACCAAACCAAACAGGUGAAAAGAAUUGAAAGGCAACGUCUUGCUGCUGUGUGUAAUUCUGCUGAAAGGCCUAUGGGACAUCUUUGUUCAGUUUUCAUGAUUUCUGUGGCAAUCAAAAACCUUUUUUUAAAUGUAAAACCUUUUUUGCACUCCAUGCACCUCCCUCAAGCUAGUGGUGAGGGCUACUUAGUGCAUCUGUAUUAAGGAGAGAAAAAAUAUCUUGAGUCUUAUAUGCUUGUUGAAGACUCUGGAUCUUUUAAGAGGCAUGUACAGGGAAAGCCACGUUUUCCUUUCUGCCAAAUGCAAUGAGUGUGCCCUGCCAUGCAAAUAAGCCCAUUGGCCUCUUGGUAUGCAUUUAUCUUGAUAUUCUUCGUCUCUCUAGACAUAGCAUGGCUUAUUUUAAUCCCCAGAAUAAAGAGUUUAUUUGCUGUUUUCUUCCUAAUACAUGAAAUCAGAGAAAUAGAUCCAAUUAUCAGGGUCCACAUACCCUGGUCAACACAGUUGUGACCAAGAACAUAUGCACAUACCAGAAGUUGUGUAUUGAAGUCAUGACUGUUACUGUCAUAAAAUAUGUAUUAUGUAAGAGGGCAGUGUUACUGCAAGAUUUCCUGGUCAGGAUACAGUAUUUUGUCGUAUCUGACAAUAUCUUCCUAUUUCUUAUCACUACUUCUGUGGAAAGAUGUACCAUAGGCUGAUUUUAAGCUGAUAGUAGCUGAAUAUGAAGACUGAGAUGAUUCUAAUUUGUCUGUUUUCCUCAUCCAUGAGGGCUGGGGAAGUAGAAGGUGCAUGGCUUCUAGAGAGUCACAUAAUGUUUUGUGGAGAAGUGAAGACCGGGCCAGGGGCUAGCUUUAUGUAGAAGUUAGAAAGGCAUUUCAGCUAACAGUAGCUUUUGUUAUUGGAGGAAGCUGUACUGUAGAUUACACCUUUCAAGCUGCAAGAGAGUGUUAGAUGAAGCAAAUUUGGUCACCAAGAGGGACAGCAGACAUUGGCAAAACAGGGAUCUCAGACUCAGGCCCAUGUAGCUAUACAGAAUCAUAACUCUUGCUCCCAAGCCAAACUGUUUUUUGUCUUUUUUCUGAGAGGCUUCUGUGGUUUGUAAGACCUGGAAAUCCCCAUGCACUUUGUGUGAGCAAUUUACAUCUAGUCAAAAGCAUGCUGUUCUGUAACUGCUGUGUAAUGUGCAGAAUUAUUGGAUUGGUCACGGAUGAGGGACGUACAACUGUGGCAUUAAUUUCUUGAUGCUGAGGAAUGGUACGUAUCUUGCACUGAGAUAUAAGCUAGGCAAAUACUUUAAGCAGUGGUACCCUACUAACUAGAUAUCAGAAAAUAGCUUGGAAAAAUGAAUCAUUCUUUCAAAAGCUCAAAAAAUAGCCCUCGUUACAUUUGGUUUACGGGAUGCUCUAAAACUGUUGUUGUCAACAGAAGGACUAUGGUUGGCUCAAAGGGCCUUGGAUUACCUUUUUAUGGAAGAAAUUCUGAUCAAGCGUAGGAGAAAUUCUUUUAUCAUAAAGGUGUUCAAACAUGGGAACUGGUGCCCAGCAGUUGUGCAGUCUCCAUCCUUGGAGAUAUUCAAAACUUGACUAGGCACAUCCCUCAGCAACCUGCUCUAAGUUUGAAGCGGGCUCUAACUUUGAAGUUGGCCCUCCUUUGAAUGGUGAAUUUGACUAGACAAUCUCCACAGGUCCCUUCCAACUCAAAUUAUUCUAUGAUUCUCUGAACAAACUUGUAUAUUAUGAUAAAAAUGUUUCUUUUUUUUUUCUUCCUAAUUUAAUCUCUUCUGUAAGAAGAAUCUUAAAAGCAUUGUCCUCCACACAUCUAGAAAGAUAGCAUACUCUGUGUCUUCAUUUGCAUUAGAGGUCUCUGGCAGGAUAAGUCAGGAUAAGUCAGGCACCUUUGCAGCACUUUUCAGUUGCUUUUCUGCUGCAGCUUGAAUUACGCACUGCCUCCAGUUCUCACGUCUCCCUGUGACAUGAGUGGGAAUGUUAUUCUCUGUGGAGACCUUGUUAUUUGGCUGUCAAUGCAAUGGUUACAGCAAUGCAGUAGAUGCUGUAUUCUUCCUUCAAUUAUAUCUGGGAAUGGAAUUUCAGAGGUAUGUCUGUCAUCUGGUAGUGAGAAUCUUGCCUUGUUUCAGUCUGCUACUAAACAUGAAUGGGAUCUAAGUGGCACAGACCAUUGAGUGGACUCUUGCUACUAUGAAUGUAAAAAUAUAGCAAAAUCUGAGACAAUUCAAUUGCAUAGUGAAAGGCACCAGCUCAUGUUGUAAAUAAAUCAUUAAAUCUUCACUUGGUAUUGCAAAUAAGAUACUCUUGUACAUAACUGUAAACCAACAAAUAGGAAGCCAAAACUGUAACAGCUUUGGGCAUUUUCUUGAAUUGUACAUUACUUUUUUGUGUUGGAAGCAUAUUUGAUGUAUAAACACAGACACAUGGAGAAACUAUUAAAUUAGAUUGUUGGAAAACCCAUUAUACUGCUUGUUCAUUGUAACGUGUCCACUAUACUUUGUAAAUCAUUCACAGAAGAGACUAUUGCAUUCUAGGCUCUCGCUUCUCAGUUUAAACAGAUGCCUUACUAAAAAACACUCUCUGAAAGAAAGUUGAGACUCAUAAAUGAGCUUACAUUUGUAUCUGUGUUCCUCUAGGUGUCAGCAUCAUAUCCUCAUUAUAAGCCUUACAGGUAGGAGCUCAGACAGCUUAAAGGGGAAAAGAAAGUGUUUUCAAGAAAAGGCUAGAACAGUUUCUGCAAAAAAGCUGUUUAUGUAGGAAUACAUAUAAAAUAAAUGCCUCUUGGAGACCCU